GCAUACCUUCCCCCGUAAAAAAAGUUAAGAACCGCUGAUCUAAUUUUAAAAAAAAGCUUGUAUAGUUAAGCUGCAACUGCUUGUACCAAAGAGCGAUGCAUAAGAUGCAACAUUAAUUUGACUAGGUUUAUUCCGUAUAUUUUACCUAUAUAUUUUUAUUUACAAAUGUUGGCUGGGUGGGAACACACCGUCCUGAGCUGUGAGGCUGACAUGUUUGCUCCUCAUCGUACGAACUCUGAGACAUUCUUGCCCCCUGAGGUAUGAGUGAUAAGAGUACGAGAAUAGAGAGGAACAUUUGCAGUUAUUUUGUAAUUGAAAUUAGCUUUAAAAUUAGUGCUUUAUAAUUUUGAAGAAACUUGCGCAAAGAAAAUAUUUGUUGAAGAAUUUUGGGUACCUUUUUUCAUUCGCCAAGUGACACUUUAAACAUUGUUGCCCUUGACCUGUCACUUAAAUCAGCAGAAGAAAAACAUUUGUAGAAUUUGGUUUAUUUGUUGUUUUUUUUUUCUUUUUUCUCCGAGUAAGCCUAAAAUUCCAACACACUAGAAUUGAUCAGAUUGUGUUUGCGAGAAAAAUCGUUUAUACAAAUUAAAAGAUCUGACUCGUAACUAUAUACGGGUAAAGUUUAAUCAGUAUCUCGUAAAAUUAUUACGAUGUGAUCACCAGUAUCUCGUUAUAAUGAGCAGAUGUAUAAUUACGAUAUGGUCACUUUGAAAUUCUUCUAACAAUAUGUUCCCUGAAGUAUUUAACAUGUGUAUCUCAAUCCCUUGGUUGGUGACCAGUGCCUACACUUAUAGAUCUUUGGCCAUUAAACUGUCACUUUUAUUAAAAUGGAAAGAAAUAAAAACAUAUUGGACAAUGUAAGGGAUUUAGUUGUUCGAGCAUGAUAACACUGCAAUGUGAUCACAAUAUCCAUUCUGAUUGACAAUGUCUGUUAUUGAUAGAAUGAAUAAGUUUGCUGGAUCAUCGCAAACCACAAACAUUUUGUAGAGAAGAGGUAGCUUGCAAUUGGGUAUGGGGAUCGGGAUGUGGUUUGAGACGAGAUUUCUGCUGAACGUGUAUAGAUUCUUUGGCGGAGAGAAAAUGCAUAUUAUGUAUUCUUUAUUUCCAGUCAGUGUCCGCACGAACAAAGGUAUAUAUUUUAUAACCAAGCGUUUUAUGUCCAUUUGCUAACGUUUAUAUGAGGAGAUUUUAACAGAUUUUGACGCCAAACUUCACGUGUAGCCAGGUGCCUGAUAGCGGUCUGGGAGAAUGACACGAUGGAAAACCGUCUUUUUGGAAAAUUAAGUUGUUUGCCCUUGAAAACGUGCUUCACAAGCAACAUAGGGUGCUAUCCGGGAUUAGCGGUCAAGAAAACUGACAACACGAGAGACAGCAACCGUGUGACGUUCCUGAAGCGAGUACAUAAAGUAGAGCCAGUGUUCCUAGAACACAGUGGAACCUUUUUACAGAGGUCCUACGUCAGCUUCCUGUCUACGUCAUCAGAAGAGGACGAGGGAACCGCCUUAAACAAUUUUGUGGAGAAGUUUAUCAUGGACACGGUCAGAGCGGCCGUUGACAAAUACAUUAUGGACACGUGGAAAGAAGUUCGGCAAGGAUCAUCAGAUGUAGGAGACAAAGGGAGCCAACUCCAGACGAUGACUCCAAGGGAGAGAAAUGCUGACUGAGUUCUGGCUUACAUAGACUUAGAUGUAUCAAUCAUGAUAAUUAGAAGGAAUUGGAAUUUAGUGAAUAAACAA
Messenger RNA from Magallana angulata, 1736 nucleotides. RefSeq lists its product as uncharacterized. NCBI's taxonomy places the organism in Eukaryota, Metazoa, Mollusca, Bivalvia, Ostreida, Ostreidae. The coding region runs from base 1257 to 1664 and encodes 135 amino acids. The record is from RefSeq and is a predicted model, not a curated record. The transcript is spliced from 5 exons.